ACUAGUUCUUGCAGUCGCGCUGGAAAGAGACGACGACGAGGGAGAGAGGGAGAGGGAUAAGGGCGAGGGUAAAGGGGCGGCCUUUGUUUAAAAGGAGGCAAUAUAGCAAAGUUGAAGAGGAAAUGAGGGGUUUUGUAAUGCAACCGUGGGAUUCCAUCGGUGGAUUUUGAUCAUUUGAGAGGAAGCAGGGCGGAGAGCUUGGCUUGGGUGAGAGGAGAGAGGAGAAGAAUCCUCUUCUGAUGCACUUCCGUUGAAACAGGGAGAAAGUUGGAGGCAGAGGGGAAAGAUGGUUGAGGACUGCUCUGCCAUCAACAAGGAUGCUUUUGGGACGAAGCCUCACAAGAAGUAUCCAGUUGUGCUGAGAACUGUUGUUUUAUCUUUGGUAAUGAUUAGCAGUGUUUAUAUAUGCUCAAUAUGUAUUAAGCAGAAGGGGUUCAUAAUCAAUCCCAAUGUAAUGAGAGUGGAAGUGAAGGAUCAACCUUGUAGGCGUCCUAGCAUUCCAUCAUCUGAAUUUCCAUAUAUUCACUACCCGGACCCAACGACUUAUAACAGAAAUGAGUGUGCAUGUACGCCGGUUCGAUUUUUUGCUCUAUUGUCAAUGCAAAGGUCUGGUAGUGGUUGGCUUGAAACCUUGUUGAAUAGCCACAUCAAUAUUAGUUCGAACGGUGAGAUCUUUUCCGUCAAAGAAAGACGAAGCAAUAUUUCAACUAUCAUCGCCACCUUGGAUAAAGUUUACAAUUUAGAUUGGUAUAGCAGUGCAUCUAAAAAUGAGUGCACUGGUGCUGUUGGCUUCAAAUGGAUGCUUAAUCAGGGUCUGAUGCAAAACCAUGAAGGCAUGGUUGAAUAUUUCAAGAAGAGAGGAGUUACUCCUAUUUUCCUCUUCAGAAAAAAUCUUCUUCGCAGAUGGGUCUCAGUUCUUGCAAAUGCUCAUGACCGAGAUUCCAAGCAACUGAAUGGAACUCAUAAAGCGCACGUACAUUCAAGGCAUGAGGCAGAUGUUCUUGCAAGCUAUAAGCCCAACAUUGAUGUGACAAAGCUUUUCCUGGACAUUAAUCAUACUAUUAAAUGGAAUGCAGAUGCAAUUCGGUUCUUCAAUAACACCCGUCACAUUGUCCUAUACUAUGAGGAUAUCGUUCUUAAUCGAACAAAAGUGGUGGAUGUUCUUGAUUUCCUAAGAAUGCCACAUAGAGAGCUCAAAAGCCAGCAUGUCAAGAUCCAUACAAGACCAUUACCGGAUCAAAUUGAGAACUGGAAGGAAGUCUCCCAAUCGCUGAAGGGAACCAAAUUUGAAAGUUUCCUGCACUCUGACUAAAGAAAAUAGAAUGGCUAACCACAAGCAUGGCUGCUGUAAAUAUACUUUACAGGUAUCAAUUAGUGUUGAUACUCGUUGCUUCAUCUGAUCACCUUUUUAUGCGAAUAAGGAAAUUUUGGCGAAGGCAAAAAGGUCUUUGUCUUCCUAACAGAAAAGUUCUCUCAGAUGUAAGAUUUGCUUUUCUUAUUCUUUUUCUUUCAAUUUCAUUUAUUGGUAACGUAACUGUUUUGUGCAACCUGGCAAAUUAGCAAGUUUGCUUUUGAGUUGCUUCUGGUACUUUUGUUCAAAGAAUUCUUCAAUUUAAUACAAA
Molecule: messenger RNA, 1622 nt
Organism: Dendrobium catenatum
Lineage: Eukaryota; Viridiplantae; Streptophyta; Magnoliopsida; Asparagales; Orchidaceae
Exons: 6
Coding region: 287-1312 (341 amino acids)
Source: RefSeq, a predicted model, not a curated record